This is a messenger RNA of Paramacrobiotus metropolitanus, 869 nucleotides long. Its product is annotated as adipocyte plasma membrane-associated protein Hemomucin-like. Bases 121 to 561 code for a protein of 146 amino acids. The record is from RefSeq and is a predicted model, not a curated record. The transcript has 2 exons. Lineage: Eukaryota; Metazoa; Tardigrada; Eutardigrada; Parachela; Macrobiotidae.
UGAUCACGGCACACGUUGCUGACGGCUGCUCUCCUUGGUGUCUUGUUGCAUGCUACAGUAUUAACUGUAUAAUCAGUUUAUUGUUGUUGUAAUUAUUAGUAAAUCUAUAAUAAAGUUACCAUGAAACUGUGUCUUGUCCUGCUAGCGUUGGCCAUGGUUUUAUUGCGCGAGACACCACGAUGCUCGGCAGCCGUUGCCGCAUCCGGUAAAGCGGCCACAUCAUCCAGCGAUGAGGAAGUGGAGGACGACGACACCGAACAGUCAGCAGCGCCGGCGCCCGCCCCAGCCCCGGCCCCCUCCGCCGGCAAGAAGCCCAGCGCGGACGGCGGCGACGACGAUGACAGCGGCGGCUAUGGACCGGUAAAGAAGACCCCGGCGCCCACCACGACCACCACUACAACGACAACCACCACGACGACGACCACCACCAAGAAGCCCUCCACGCCCAAGAAGCAGCGCCCGCCCGGCUACGAUCUCAUCAACACCGAGGUCACCGAAAGCACCUUUAAGCUGACGCGGCCGCCGGCUAAACGCGGCCGGACCGUCUUUGACAGGAGAUAAAGGCCACACUGGUGCAUUAGUAUUACUGUAUCGUACCGUGCUAUCAUUUGCCGUUAGACAGUUUUACAUGGCAUAAGAACUUUGACCGUCGUAAAGAAUUGGAAUUCGCCUUCAGUGUAAUAAAGAACCGGAAGGAAAGGAAAAAUGAAUUGAAUAACUUAAAAAACUUGAGAUUCGUCGUUUUAUUUAAUCCACAUUUCUAAUCACUUUCGUAAAACUCACGGUGUUCGUUAUUUACCCAUACUUUUUGCACAUUUAGUGCUUCUGGAUAUUUUCGUAAAAUUGUAAGUGUCCAUUUCACUGGCUUA